CUUUCAGCAUUUAGCUACAUACUCAUCCCCAUGGCUGGAAGAGGCAGGGGUCGUGGAAGGGGUCAGAUGACCUUCAACCUGGAGGACGUGGGCAUAGGAAGGGGAGACAGCCUUCCCCCCACCACAUUUAAGCCCUCACCCCUCUUCCCUGUGAGUGUGCACAUUGUAACACAGUCUGGACUCACCUUGCCACAAUUGCUUAUAGUGCUCUUGAGCAUCACGAAAUUAAAAGAAUGACAGUUAUAUAAUAUUGCUAGUAACGUAAUGGCUAAAUGUUUUGUUUUUCUCUUCUAGGCAUUUUUCUCUCUGAGGUACAUGUACAAUAUGAUUUGUAUGGACACUGUCUGGUUUAGACACAUUAUAUAGCCUACCAUCCAUUAAACGGGUUGCAGUAUUAUGAAGUACUGUAUGGUAAUUUAAAUGUAGUAACGUGUUUGCUUAGUGCUAGUGUUGUGGCGCUAUAACAACCCAGUCUCCUGAUCUGUUCUCUCUCUUUAACCUCAGCCCAUGCCAGCCCAGCCUGUGCCCCUGCAGACAGGAGAUGAGGUGGAGUACAUGCUGGCUCUGAAACAGGAGAUGAGGGUCGCCACCAAGACCCUGCCCUUCUACAUCAGACGGGCCGCUCCCAAAAGAGGUAGAGUAAGCGAUGCACAAAGCAAAUGGCAAUAUAAGGCCGAUUUCCACAACAACUAAGCGUGAGGCUAAACUGCUCUGCCGUUUUGGUCCCAUAGCUAUCACGUUGUAGCGAGUGGCGCAGUGGUCUAAGGCACUGCAUCGCAGUGCUAACUGUGCCACUAGAGAUCCUGGUUCGAAUCCAGGCUCUGUCGUAGCUGGCCGCGACCGGGAGACCCAUGGGGCGGCGCACAAUUGGCCAGCGUCGUCCAAGGUAGGGGAGGGUUUGGCCGGCAGGGAUGGCGUUUGCAAUGCCAGGGUUGUGGGUUCGAUUCCCAUGGGGGGCCAGUAUGAAAAAAAUUAUGUAUGCACUCACUAACUAUAAGUCGCUCUGGAUAAGAGCGUCUGCUAAAUGACUAAAAUGUAAAUGUAAAUGUAGCGAUUGAAGUGCACAUGCACUGAUACUCUAUGAUACUCGGUGAGUGCAUCGUCUUGCAUCGCGCUCAUCUGCAACAUCUGCGGUGCUGCUUGUGGCAACGUCAUAUCGCAGAGUCUCAGUUUAAGGGGUGGAGAAAUCAUAGAAUGUUAUUAACUGUGAUUGAGCUAGUUUCCAAAGUUAUGUGUGGUUAAUGUUAUUGGUAAACUUUUAAAUAAUGUUGCAAGCAUUUGUUAUGUCAUUUGUUGGCUUGAGUGAAGUGAAGUAGUUUUCACAUACAAACUUUGUCAUAAUCAAAUAGGCUUCCCAAAGAUUAUAUCAUCUCUGUGAUAGAAUGUUUAUUUUGAUUGGCAAAGUUCUACAUUUUUCAAAGUCCCAUUAGUAGCCUGAUUAUAAGCUGUCCAUGUAAGGGCAAAACAUGUAAAUGUUUAAAUCAAACUAUUAUAUUAAUCAGAGUAUUCACAAUAAUCGUAUUAUUGAAUGCAUGUAAAAGUACCCAAUUAUAAUGGCUGUUAUGUCAGACGAAUGGUAUGGUAUAGAAGGUUUUGCAAUUGAGUGUUCUACUUGUUUUCCCUGGCUGGUAUUAUAUGAAUAGGAAAUUGUCAGUUAUAAUCUCGCUGCUGUUUCCCUAGUAGAUGUCGAUCGCUAUUCUGAUAAGUACCAGAGUGGAGAGCCCAAGGACAGCACCAUCGAGUGGAGCCCAGGUGCGUGACGAUUGGCUGGGGCUGGUUUGUGGAUAUACUGGGGGUUAGAAUCUGCACCCAACUGAUCACAGAACAGUUGUCUCUUUUAUGAACUAUUUAGUUCCCUGUACCACUUACCUACUGCUAGUAUUCUUUAGUGGCAACCCCUAGCCAGACUGAGUCAGUCCUGUUUCUGAAGUGGUUUCUUUUGAUGCAGUGUUGGUAUAUGUCCAGCAGAUGGUGCCAGACAACAAAUCCAUUUCUGGUCUGAACUAGUCUGACUUUUAGUCUUGGGCUGGGUGUAAUUAUUCCACAGUUUGAAUGUGAUGCAUUUCUGGUGUGUUUUAUGUCAUGCGUAUUUUUCUAUGUUAACGUGUUUCUCUUUUUUUAUGGUUAUGUUUCAGACUGGAGCAGAUUGCCUAAAGAGCUUUGCAUUAAAGUGAGAAAACCUCAGGGUAAAAGUGAGUACUUUGUCUCAAGGACUUGUGUGUGGAAUUCAAACUUUGUGUAAGCCAUGUAUUGUUUUCAAUUAAGAGAUUUCUUUCUCAGAUACUCAAUCAGUGAAAUUUCAUUUACAUAUUUUCUUAGCUAUUUACUUUGGCCUUUGAAUCCCUUGCAAAACAUAUGCCACUAUUGAACCGAUUCCAACCCCUUCUGUCCAGGCCCUAACCAGGUUUUGAGUUUAAGUGAGGUCCGAAACAUUUACUGCAUUUCUAUACAAUAAAAAUAACGUUCAAAUGCUAUUUGGAGAACAGCAAAAAUGAUCCCAGCCAUUAUCACCUUGGCUGCUGUAGGUUCAUUUAACUCAGUUGAUCUACAAAUUCAUAGCCUAUUAGCUAUACAAUUGUAACAUUAUACCCCUGAAAGGGGGGAAAUAUGAGAAAUUAUUCACACUGACACAUAGCAUCAGCGACGAAACACAAACGUAUGACAUUUUUAGAACUGUAUACCCCCCCUACCUUGUCACAACACAACUGAUUGGCUCAAACGCAUUAAGAAGGAAAGAAAUUCCACAAAUUAACUUUUAAGAAGGCACACCUGUAAAUUGAAAUGCAUUCCAGGUGACUACCUCAUGAAGCUGGUUGAGAGAAUGCCAAGAGUGUGCAAAGCUGUCAUCAAGGCAAAGGGUGGCUAUUUGAAGAAUCUCAAAUAUAAAAUAUAUUUUGAUUUGUUUAAUACUUUUUUGGUUACUACAUGAUUCCAUAUGUGUUAUUUCAUAGUUUUGAUGUCUUCACUAUUAUUCUACAAUGUAGAAAAUAGUACAAAUAAAGAAAAACCCUUGAAUGAGUAGGUGUGUCCAAACUUUUGACUGGUACUGUAUAUGUGGCGGUCAGUGCCGUUUAUGAUGAGGGUGGACAUUAGCAUGAAAACAUUUGAGAUGACAGACAGUGACACAUGGACAACGAGUGACACAUCCAAUACCGCCUUGCACACUCUUUCAUAGCAGCACUCUCCUCCUCUCACCUUUUCCGUUUUUUGUGGACUUCAAUGAACAACACAUCAGCUGUAUGUGAACAGGCAAAUAAACCUUUCCAAGCCAAACUAUGUCAUAACCGCUACACACAGCCUACAUCGUUGUCCCCAUAUUAGCUAAAGUAACGUCCUAGUCAGCAUAGCUAAUAGAACUAAUGCGUUAGUAAACCCGCUACAAUCAUGCAGUAACGUUACAGUGUAUAGUCAGUAAGCAGUUACACCGGCGGGCCCCGGUGGCAAUACAUUUAUAAAACCAAAAGCUUACCUUGACUUGGAAGAGUUCCAGUGUUGUGUUGGAAAGUCAUAGCCAGCUAGCUAACAUAGUAUCCCUCUGUUUGAGCAGGGUGUUUGAGUAACUAAACUAGACAGCUGCAUUUGCUAGCUAAGUAAGUGAAAGUGAAAAAAUGACAUCUCUCUCUCUUGCUUCUCCUCAAAACCGUUCAACUAUUGUCGUUCUCUCAUUUUGAGUCAACUACUCACCAUAUUUUAUGCACUGCAGUGCUAGCUAGCUGUAGCUUAUGCUUUCAGUACUAGAUGAAAAUGUAUGCACUCACUAACUGUAAGUCACUCUGGAGAACAACGUCUGCUAAAUGACUAAAAAUGUAAAUGUAAAAUGUAGAUUCAUUCUCUGAUCCUUUGAUUGGGUGGACAACAUGUCAGUUCAUGCUACAAGAGCUCUGAUAGGUUGGAGGACAUUCUCCGGAAGUUGUCAAAAUUACUGUGUAGUCCUAUGGAAGGGGGUGAGAACCAAGAACCUCCUAAGUUUUGUAUUGAAGUCAAUGUACCAAGAGGAGGACGGAAGCUUGUGUUAUUUCAUAGUUUUGAUGUCUUCACUAUUAUUAUUAUUAUGUAGAAAAUAGUAGAAAAUAGAAAAACUCUGGAAUGAGUAGGUGUGUCCAAACUUUUGACUGGUACUGUAUAUCUAUAUUUUAAUAUAAAAUAUUUACGAAGACCUCAGUGUCCUCAUGUAGUUACAGCCGUGCUUCUGUCCUGCGCCAUUUGUUGCCAUGUCAGUUCUCCUUUUUUUAUUUACUUACUUUUGGGCUAACCUUCAUGUUCCAUUCUUCUCUUCUAGGACCUACAACUCAAGUUAAACGGCCAAAGAAACCUCUUGUGGGAAAAGAGGAGAUUCUCACCAAGCUAGAGGUAGGAUAUUACAGAAACGACUAACCUUUCUUCGAAAGGAGACUAGAGAUCAGAAAUAUAAACCUUUUAGUUACUCCAAAUUAGGGGCUCAUUUGCAUACACCCUGCCCUGGUUUUGAUGUUUCUUGGAAACUCACACUUCAGAAUCUCGAAAAGAAAGAAGAGGCGGUAAAUUCAGAGGAAGAGGAGGACGAGGAGAAAAAGAAGACGAACGAGGAAGAAGAACAGGCAGAUGAAGAGGACUAUGAGGAAGACUUUGAAGAGGUAAGGGGUAAUGGCGACUGAUAAGUCCCGUCACAUUUUGUACCUGUUCCCUCUUUGAACCUGAUUGUUAUGGUCAGGGAUUUAGUGGUAAAAAAUUUGUAAAAUGGCAGUUAAAUGCUAACGGCGCUCAUUUAUCGUAAUAGCUACUCAUACACUAUAUAAAAUCCCUACCUUCUCAUCAGAAGUCUGUUAGCUGGUAAUUGCCAUCUUUUGGUCGAUAAACGAAAAUAAAAACAUUGCCGGACACAUUGGCCAACAUAAAAUAUCCUGAUGAAAAUACAUAUAUUCUAUAAGUCACCAUGGCAAUGCAUGGAGAUUGGUUCAGGUUGUAUUUCAGUCAUCUGUCGACUGUUCCUGUUUGUCUUGAGCUAGCGCUCUAGCUAUCGAAUUUGCCACAUUCUAUCAAAUGGGUCCGGCCUUCAAAGUUUCCCGUGCCAUUGAGUUUGUGACAGACACUGCUGUAUUUACGCAGGCCAUAAGUGUUCUUUGAUGUUUUGCUAGAUUAAUCUCCCCAAAAGUGUACUGACAGAAAUGUCAUAGAAGUUCACAAAGGAGGAGUAUUUAGAUGAAGUAAGAUGCCUUCUUCCUCUAAUGUAUGGUUGAAUAGCUAUGUCAAACAUGCUAAAAACAGCGCAAAUCAAACUAGCUAGCUACUAUACCAAGGAGGCACAGACAAGUGGGAAAAUGAAGCGAGACUGAAAAAGAUGAUGUUGACAAGCCAGUGGACCGGGGGAGAUGUGCAUGGAGCCAUUGUUCACUUGGUAGGCUAUCAUUUCUCCUUGCAUAGCUCAAUAAUAAUUUGCAAUUGACUCGAUUCCACAUGUGGUGUCAAUCGGCAGUGGGCAGGCACUCUGGCAAAUUAAAAUCUGGUCUUACAUUUGACCGGCACAAGUUUUUCCUAACGGAAAUGCUGCUUCUCAUCUGUGUUCCAGGAUACCGACUACAUCAUGUCUUACUUUGAAAACGGAGAGGAGUUUGGAGGGGACAGUGACGACAACAUGGACGAAGCAACUUACUGAGAGACCGUAAGAGGCCUGAUAACACUGAAUAGACAAAACGAGACGGCCUUGAGUUAUCCUCCCUGCGGACGUAGUUAUAGUAUUCUAAUUACUUGUGGAGUCAUUGGCCAUGGGAACAAAAACAUUGACCGGUAUAGUAUAAAACAUGGAAAGAACAAUAUACUGCUAUCUGAUAAUUUAUGUCCAAGACAUGGAAGGUGGUGACUACUGGUGGAAACAGUGGCUCAAUGUAGACUUCUAGAGAGAAUACUCAGACAUUUUCUUAUUGUAUGUGGGGAUUUAAAGUGCCAAAGAUACUAACAAGUCAUACUGACUGUUCCCCUUUCUUCAGCUAUGUUGA
This is a messenger RNA of Coregonus sp. 'balchen', 5972 nucleotides long. NCBI's taxonomy places the organism in Eukaryota, Metazoa, Chordata, Actinopteri, Salmoniformes, Salmonidae. The record is from the annotation of a GenBank genome assembly.